This is a messenger RNA of Rhizoctonia solani, 882 nucleotides long. RefSeq names its product F-box-like domain protein. Bases 1 to 882 code for a protein of 293 amino acids. NCBI's taxonomy places the organism in Eukaryota, Fungi, Basidiomycota, Agaricomycetes, Cantharellales, Ceratobasidiaceae. The record is from RefSeq and is a predicted model, not a curated record. The transcript is spliced from 3 exons.
AUGCCGAUACUUCCCCUCGAGAUCCUGCAGCUCGUCUGUGAACACGCCGUCGAGCAGAUUGCAUCACACCCAAGUCGAGGCAGUCGAAGCGCAUUUGAGACCAAUGUAUCCACAAAUGUCCACUGUUUGUCGCUUUUGGGAUUUAGUGGUGUAUCUCGCAGUUGUAGAGAGGCCUCUGUGCCGUACCUGUUCCAAAGCAUCACCGUCAGAACGACAGAAAGAGCAUCAUCCAUCGCAUCCAGCCCACUGCUCCAAUAUGUUAGGCACAUUCACCUCCCAGCUGUGGACGUGUUGACCUGCCGUCGCCCGGUACCCUUCUCAGUCCUGAAACUGGUAUCGGGGGCGACUUCCAUGCGGAUUACGGCCACCGAUCCGUCCUUUUUCCUCACGGCUCGCACGCUGAUGUCUCGAUUGCUACGUUCCGCCAAAUCACUCGACACAUUAGAGCUAUAUUCCGAGCCAAUCUCGACGCAACUCGACGGCUUAUCUAUUAUUGCGAACCUUGUCCCAGCGUGUCCAAAGUGGUUGAAAGCACUAUAUUUUGCCAUGCCAGGAGGGCAGCCCGAGGCUACUGGCGUAGAAGUACGUACAUCUGAUCCCAUUAUUUGCCUCAUGUCCGGAGCAUUUGGCACUCACUUCGCACGUCGACUUCCUGCAUUGCGUCGGGCAACCUUUGUUGCUCCAGGAAAAAAUCCUCGGCGGGAGAUUCCUGUGCUCGAGUUGAUUGGCCCGAAGGACGGAUCGCGAGUGAAUGGCUUCAAGGGAGAUACGUUGGUUUAUGAAUUCCAGAGAAGCCAGGGCAACAUGUGCAUAGACCCUGGGGACAAGGAAGUUAAACAUCUCGAGAGUCCACAUUUGGCCAUCACCAGGAUGACCCAUUGA